Phyllopteryx taeniolatus (common seadragon) is the source of this 4988-nucleotide messenger RNA. Its product is annotated as monocarboxylate transporter 2-like. The record is from RefSeq and is a predicted model, not a curated record. Gene Ontology annotation, biological process: transmembrane transport; monocarboxylic acid transport. Lineage: Eukaryota; Metazoa; Chordata; Actinopteri; Syngnathiformes; Syngnathidae. Gene Ontology annotation, molecular function: monocarboxylic acid transmembrane transporter activity. Gene Ontology annotation, cellular component: membrane. Bases 207 to 1631 code for a protein of 474 amino acids. The transcript is spliced from 5 exons.
CCGCCCUCUGCUGCAGCGCCACCAGUCCACGUCACGCCACACAGGAAAUUCAAACAGUCGUCACAUACUCACACAAGCGCACAUUGUACACUCACAGAGAGCAGCGGCAUCUUUCUCCUCCAAGGUCACCGAGCCUCGCGGUCCGCGGGCACGCACAAACGCCACCUUCGUUCCCCUUGAAGUGAGGAGCCAGUGUUGGUCUAGCGAUGCCGCCCCCAGUCACUGGACCCCCGGCCGUGCCCCCGCCAGACGGCGGUUGGGGCUGGGCCGUGGUGUUGGCGUCGUUCAUCUCCAUCGGCUUCUCGUAUGCCUUCCCCAAAGCCAUCACCGUCUUCUUCAAGGACAUCCAGAUCAUCUUCGGUGCCUCGUACAGUGAAAUCGCGUGGAUCUCCUCCAUCAUGCUCGCCGUCAUGUACGCCGCAGGUCCCAUCAGCAGCAUUCUGGUGAACACUUACGGCUGCAGGCCAAUCGUCAUGGUCGGGGGCUGCCUGUGUGCAGUCGGCAUGACCCUGGCUUCGUUCUGCACCAGCGUGGUGCAGCUUUACCUCUGCAUCGGCGUUAUUGGUGGAUUUGGAUUGGCAUUUAACCUGCAGCCAGCUCUAACCAUGAUUGGCAAAUACUUCUAUAAGAAGCGUCCGAUUGCCAACGGGCUGGCCAUGGCCGGAAGCCCGGUGUUCCUCAGCUCCUUGGCCCCGCUCAACCAGUACCUUUUCAACCAUUUCGGCUGGAGUGGGAGCUUCCUCAUCCUGGGCGGCCUCCUGCUGAACUGCUGCGUAGCCGGCUCGCUCAUGAGGCCCCUGGGACCGCCGCCCUCCAAGAUGAAAAAGGAGGAAGUGGUGAGCGCGAAGGAAAAGCGCACGGCAUGGCAAAUGGUCAACAAGUACCUGGACUUGUCACUCUUCAAGCACCGCGGUUUCCUUAUCUACCUAUCCGGGAACAUCAUCAUGUUCCUCGGCUUCUUCGCGCCUAUUGUGUUCCUCGCGGCCUAUGCCAAAGAGAUGGGGGUGGAUGAGUACUCCGCCGCCUUCCUCCUCUCCAUUCUGGCUUUUGUGGAUAUGGUCGCCAGACCCUCGAUGGGCCUCCUGGCUAACUCGCGCUGGGUCAGGCCCAAGAUUCAGUAUUUCUUCAGCUUCGCCGUGCUGUACAACGGCGUGUGCCACAUCCUCUGCCCUCUUGCCAACUCCUACACCGGCCUUGUGGUGUACGCCAUGUUCUUCGGCUUUGCGUUUGGUAUGGUCAGCUCGGUGCUCUUCGAGAGUCUCAUGGACCUGGUCGGGGCGCCGAGGUUCUCCAGCGCGGUCGGACUCACCACCAUUAUGGAGUGCUGCCCAGUCCUCCUCGGGCCACCAAUAGCAGGGAAGCUGGUAGAUGUCACCAAGAAUUACAAGAUCAUGUAUUUCUGCUGUGGCGCCGUCGUGAUUGUGGCGAGCAUUUGGCUCUUCAUUGGCAACUUCAUCAACUACAGGCUCCUGGAGCGCGAGCGCAAACUUGAGGAGUACAAGCCUGCCGGGUCGGAGGAUCCCGACCAGCUCCGGAAGCAGACAGUAGCCGAGAACCUGGCCUCGGGGGACACCAAAGAGUCAGAUGAAGAGAAGGGCCAGGAGCCUCUGCAGCGGGAGACCAACAUGUAAGACUUUUUUUCUCUAAGCUUCCUAAUGUUGUCGGCAAAGAUCAAACUGAUCUUCAAGCCGAGAGAGUGCCUCGCGGUCUGCCACCUGGCUCUAUUCAGGGUCCUCUACAACGCUUCCAAACUGCCAAAGCAACAAGUGUGCAGAACAAUGUGUAAGAUACUUCAUGUAUGGAAAAAGACUCACAUCGUAUUCGAGAUAUAUAUCAGACGAAAAAAUGUCAUAAAAAGUGGAAAUUUGACAAAUGAGCAUGAAAAUGCCAAGUUGUCGCUCUUCACAUGUCUUCCAAUGUAAUCCAAACAUGGAAAGAGUGUGUUGCACUUUUCCAUAGAAAACCAACUCCUCAAAGAUCCAACAUUUGGUAAAUGAGGAAGGCAUAAAACUGUGUUGCAAAUGGCCGACGUCUGUCCCUGAUUAUGUCUUGAAGUCGUGCUCAUCUAAAGGCGGACGACCUUUAAAGCUUUAAAACGGCUCAGACUGGUUGUGCAUGAUGACGGCGUAAUUUAUGCCAGCAGCUGGCAAGCCCUAAAAUGUAGAAGAGCAGGAAAGUGAAUGCAAGCUCUCCUCAUUGUUCAAUAUGACUGGCACCCUCAACAUCCUGCUUUGGCGCCCUCUAGAGAACCCUUGGGCAUAACAAUCCUUCCGGUAGGCUGCUUCUAUUGUAUAAUCUAGCUGCAUUUAUUCCAGAAGAAAAACUUGACUUCAGCUCAGAUACGAUUGAAUGUACUCUCCUUUGUGGGCCUUAUUAGUAAGGUAAUAAUGACCAAAACCAUAUGCAUAACACUGAACAAUAUACACUGAGUGGACACUUCAUUAGGCACUCCCCAGAGAUCUCGUGUCAAGAAUUCUGAUUAUUCUCCCACUUUGAAUUGGAUCACAUUUAUUUGUUUCCUUUUGCCUAAUGAAGUGCACAGUUUAAAAAGGAAAAAAAGCCUUAAAUAUAAUUGAAAGAAUGAGGCGGGUAGUGUAACGUUAUUGUUUCUGAAGUCAUUAACGCUUAUACCUGAAAUUCAGUUCCUUUCUCUUUGGUCCCACAAAUGUAGCCAUGUUGUUUUGGGGGAAAAAAAUAAAAAUCCCACUAUUUUAUUGAAAUUUGUGCUGUUGAUGCAUUUCCCUCAAAGCCAGUAGUGCUAUUGUUGACCAAAUACCGUCCACGUAUUAGUCAUUUCCCAAAGCAUUUGUGUUAAAAACAAUAUUGCUACUGAAAGUAGGUUUGUGUGUCAAUAUAAAACUGCUGCUACACAUGUAUUUGAAAAAAACAACAACUGAAAUUUCAAAGUUCAAUGGAGGACUUUUUUUUCCCAUUGUGUUCCCUUUGAGAUUCACCCCAAAACAGAGCCAGUAUAUAUAAUUCUAUAUUUUACAGCUUUUCACUGUUACACAUUAUUUUUAUAUGUUAGCAAAGUCCACCUUCACGGUGCUUUGUAUGACUUGAAAUGUCUUUGAAAAUCACUAUGCAAACUAUUAUUUCAUGAUUAUUUUCAAGGGGAAAUGAGCUGUACAAUCACAAUUUUCACCUUGUAACACUUCCCCCUGCUGUUGUGUGGAGUUAUUAUUAGGAUUAUUUCUCCAUUUUGAAAAAACUUCUUGAUGCUGUGAUUCGCUUGAAAACAAGUUGCUGCUGCAGAUAAAGACGUUCUCCUCUUAUUCCUCAUUGUCCAGCGAUCUAAGUCAUACAUUUCUUUGUAUUUGAGCUCGCAUAUUUAUUCUCUGAAUAAAAAACUUUAAAAAAAACAUGUUAUAAUGUUAGUAGAAACAGACUUAGAAUCUAUCAACUGUAUAUGUUUGAUGCUUUUUUUUUUUUUGGGUGAAUUAGCAGGAUCAAAAAUUAGAUCACAAAGAGCCCAGAUCUUGGGGGAUGAUUGUGGGGGGGAAAAAAAUAGUUUGCUACUGGGAGAUUCUCACUUGACUCUCUGGUGCCUUAUUCUAUUACCAUCAGCUUCAUACGCACUUGUGUUGAUCAGAUGUUGAGCUUUAGUGUGCAUUUUGGAUGAGGCUCCUCAUUUGAGUUUCCUUGUGUAACUGGACACCAACACCGAAGCUUUUCAAGCCGUGUUCAUAAUGUCCGACCAGUAGCAGACACAUUGUAUUACCUCCACUCGUCUUUUUGUUGUUGUUGUUUUUUUCGUUUUUUUUUUUUUUUUGUAUUUGGGGGGAGGGGUGGGGGUUUGAAUGGCAUUGAAACACUUUAGUCACAAUGUAUCGUUCCACUACAUCUGCAGCAAGGGUGCAAAAGUGAAACAUAUAUUUAUGUUACUAUUAAUUUCUAAAAGUUGAGAUUUUAAAUUAAUAUACUUGGCAAAAGUACCGUAUUACAAUUGGAGAAAUGCACAUUAGAAAAAUAUGACUGAAUCCUAUAUUUAAAUUUUGCAGACAAAGAGAAAGAGGAGAGAUACUUGAGGGUAAAUCAAAAUAUAGGUGUAGGUAUAUUUUAUAUAAUUUAACAUUUUUAAUUGUUUAAUUUUCUUUUAAUAAUUUUAAUUGCAUCGAGUUGAAUAUUUAAUAGUUUAAAUGUAUUUAGUUUUAAUAAUUAUUUCUAUUCUAUUUUAAUAGUUAAAAACAUUAGAAUUUUAUUAGUUUUUUUUGCAAUUAUUUUUAUUCAUCCAUUUUCUGUACCGCUAAUGAUGUAAUGUAAUUUCCAGUGUCGAGCACUGAGGUCAAACUGCUAUUUGAUGCUGUUUUUUUUUUUUUUUUAAUGAUUUUCUCCCAUAAGCUAUAAUCAAAGGCAUUUGACUUCAAAUGUUCCACUCAAUAAACAAUCAUUGUUUUUUUGUUAUGAAAAUGAUACUACUGUAUCAUGUUUAUCAGACACUCAUGUUGGAUGAACUUUUGAUUAUCAACAAAUUAAAAGCCCUUAUUGUGAUACGGUCUCAUAUUGCAGUCAGUUGUUGGAAGGGGCAAGUCGGCACCAUGAUUCAUCACAUGUAGAUGUGGGCCUCCGUUAAUAGUCGGCACACAUGCUCAUUGGGAUGGAACGCGUGUCUCCCAUUAGACUCAAAGUGUGAGUGCUCUUGCUCUUUGGCUGCAUGAAACUGGCUAAUAAUCAAGCGCGAGUCUGUCAGUAAUUCUGCCCGGUGACCACCCCUCACCUCCGUGAGCCACAGUGAACAUUUUAAAAGAUGCAGGGAAAAAAAAAAACACACCUCUUCCCUCAUCUGUAUGCGCCGCGUCGGCGAGCCGGUGCGCACCGAUGAUGGCUGGAGACCCUCAGGCGGAGUUUGAGGCUAGAUUUUAAUGGGACAGUAAGGGUCAACCGGGGAGGCGAGAACAAUAAUCCUCUACAGGUCUAUGUGAUCAGCCGGACAGACCCCAGGGGGGCUACCUGCUGGGGGCUUGAGUACAUGAAUAUGACCUUCAAAA